CUCGAGUCAUCCAGUCAUAUAACGAAGGCUGUGCCAUGGGCGGUAUGGAGUUAAUUGGAACAAAGCUAGAUAGUUCAGGUCAAACGAGCAAUCAAAUACUACCGUUAAGUUGGCGCAUCUUGACAUGUGUGUAGGACUGACGUAUGUAACAGAGGCCUAGAAUGACGUCUCCGGUCCACUGUUAUGUAACUCAAAUCACCGGUUUCGAUAUUAAAUAGCAACAUAAAUCCGAAUUGUACUCCCAAAGGAUGGCCAGCGAUGGAGAUCCCUCUUAACUAUACAUCGUCUCUUCCUUCGGAUACUAACAUCCAUAAUGACAGGUUUAUUCACAUAUAGGGAAUUCUCCUUACGGGACACACCGCCGUUGGAUGGGAAGGUGGCUCUGGUAACAGGUGGUCACGGAGGCAUAGGAAGAGAGAUCACCGCCCAGCUCCUUAUUCAUGAUAUCGACAGAGUUUUGGUCCUCGGUCGGAACAGUGACAAAUUCCUAGCAGCCAAAGAAGAAUGGCAACGUCGUCAUAUCAACCUAGGGAAGGACGACAAAAGAGUCACUUUCAUCCAAUGUGAUUUGGGUGAUAUCUUUGCCAUGAAGGAAGCAGCUGAUCAGGUCAGAAGUAUAACACGACGACUAGAUAUCCUUAUUUGCAAUGGCGGUAUGACACCUGCUAUACCACCACUCUCCCCCCACCUUCACUUUCAUACUACAUCUUCAACGAACUAGCGGCAUUGAUCGAUCGUUCUUAAACACAUUCUAUAGGCCUUGGUGUCACAACCAACUACGAACGAUCACCC
Aspergillus vadensis CBS 113365 is the source of this 792-nucleotide messenger RNA. Its product is annotated as NAD(P)-binding protein. Bases 314 to 721 code for a protein of 135 amino acids. Gene Ontology annotation, molecular function: 3-dehydrosphinganine reductase activity. The transcript has 3 exons. Lineage: Eukaryota; Fungi; Ascomycota; Eurotiomycetes; Eurotiales; Aspergillaceae. The record is from RefSeq and is a predicted model, not a curated record. Gene Ontology annotation, biological process: sphingolipid biosynthetic process. Gene Ontology annotation, cellular component: endoplasmic reticulum membrane.